ACAGCAGAGCAGCAGUGACACACAACCUGAUAUACAGACAUGUCUGACCAAGAGCUUCUACUGGAGCCAGAGGAGCUAGAACAACAAGAAGAACCAGAAGAACCAGAUAAACCAGAGUACAGGGUUGUGCUUCUUGGAAAAACUGCUGUUGGAAAGAACAACAUUGGAAAUGCUAUUUUGGGAAAUGUGAAUGCUUUUGAGUCAACAACAUUGUCAGAGUCUCAGAAGGAAACACAAGAGUUUGGGGAUCAAAUCCUGACUGUAGUUGUUACUCCAGAUCUGUUUGAGAACAGACUGACUGAUGUGGAUGUGAGGAGGGAAAUCCAUAGAUGCAUCUGCUUUGCUGCUCCUGGUCCUCAUGUGUUCCUGGUUGUGUUUCAGGCUGGCAGCUUCACAGAAGAAGAUCAUGAAAUAGUGAGAAAAAUUCAGCAGAUGUUUGGAGUAGAGGCAGCAGGUUAUAGUAUGGUCUUGUUUGCCUGUGGAGAUGAUCUAGAGGCAGAUAGUGUUACCAUAGAUGAAUUUAUUAGCAAUAAUCCAGCUCUAGGUAACUUCAUCCAUCAGUGUGGAGGAGGAUAUCAUGUGUUUAACAACAGAAGCAGAGAUCCUGCUCAGGUCAGAGAGUUACUGACAAAGAUCAACAACAUGGUUCAGAGAAACAGAGGAAGCUGCUACACCAGUGAAAUAUUCAGACAGGCUCACUUCAGGAUUGUUCUUAUUGGGAAAACUGGUGUUGGAAAAAGUGCAGCCGGAAACACAAUCCUAGGACAAAAAGUAUUUAGAUCUACACCAUGUCGUGCAACAGCAAAGUGUCAGAUGAACACAGGUCAGUUUGAUGGUCAGAUCCUGGCUGUAGUUGAUUCCCCAGGUCUGUUUGACACCCAUACAACUGAAGAAGAGAUAAAGGCAGAGAUCAGUAGAUCUAUUACCUUUGCUGCUCCUGGUCCUCAUGUGUUUCUGGUUGUGAUCCAGGCAAACAGAUUUACAGAAGAAGAACAAAAGACAGUCAGAAUGAUUCAGAAUGUGUUUGGAGAAGAAGCAGCACAUCACACUAUGGUCCUAUUCACCUGUGGAGACAAUCUGGAGGCUGAUGAAGUCACCAUAGAAGAAGUAAUAAGUGCAAAUCCAACUCUCAGUGACUUCGUCUGUCAGUGUGAAGGAGGGUAUCAUGUUUUUAACAACAGAAGCAGAGAUCCUGCUCAGGUCAAAGAGCUGCUGGAGAAGAUCAAGACCAUGGUUCAGAAACAUGGAGGAAGAUACUACACCAAUGAGAUGUUCAAAGAGGCUGAAAGAGCAUUUAAAAACUUGGAACCAGACCUCAGAAUUGUUCUUGUGGGGAAAACCAGAGCUGGGAAGAGUGCAACAGGAAACACCAUCUUAGAGGGAAAUGUAUUUAGAUCAACAUCAUCUUCUUCCUCAGUGACAUUAGAGUGUCAGAAGGAAACAGCUGUGUUUGAUUUUCAAAAACUGGCUGUAGUUGAUACUCCAGGUCUGUUUGACACAGAACUAACUGCACAGAAGGUGAAGAAAGAGAUUGCUAGAUUCAUCUCCUUUGCUGCUCCUGGUCCUCACGUGUUCCUGGUUGUGGUCCAUCCAGAAGUAUUUAAAGAAGAAGAAAAAGAAAUUGUGAAAAUCCUUCAGAAGGUGUUUGGAGAAGAAGCAGCUCGUUACACCGUGGUGUUGUUCACACAUGUAGAUGAUCAGAUGGACUCAAUAGAAGAAAUCAUUACCAAUAAUCCAGCUCUGUAUUACUUAGUCCAUCAGUGUGGAGGAAGAUAUCAUGUUUUAAACAACAGAAGCAGAGAUCCUGCUCAGGUCAGAGAGCUGCUGGAGAAGAUCAACACCAUGGUCCAGAGAAAUGGAGGAAUAUGCUACACCAAUAAGAUGUUUACAAAGGCAGAGAGCGCUAUAAAAAAAGAGAUGGAACGACUAAUAAAGGAAACAAAUAUGACACCCGAAGAAGCAAGAUACAGAGCAGAAAGAAAUAAUACGUUUAUUCAAAACAAAAUGAUUGCUAUUUUUAUAGGAACUGUUCUCGGAGUGGGUGUUGGAGUUGGUACUGGAGUGGGUAUUGAAGCUGCUGUUGGAGCUACAAUUGGACUUGUAGGAGGUCCAGUAGGAGCUGUAGUAGGAGCUGUAAUAGGAACUGCAUUAGGAGCUGGAGUGUAUGUUGCUGCUGAUAAAAUGAAACAGAGGGCUUGUGCUAUGCAGUGAUACUCAGUGAAAGAUUAUCAUUUAGCAGCAGCUCAUUAAAGCCAACAUGAAGAUCAAGGCUGCACAUUUAGUGUGUAUUAAAUGUGUUAUUUUUGAUCAAAUAUAUUUGUAAAUUUUAAAGAAUUGGGGAAUUAAUUAAUAACUAAUUAUCGAUUAGGUGAUUACUAAGAUGUUAUUAAACUCUGUCUAAAACAAACAGCAUGUCAGAUUAUCUAACAUGUGUUUUCAAAGCUGUUUAAGUCAGUAGACUCACUGAGUGUAUUUUUUUUUAAUAAUGUAUCAUGAAUCAAACAUUACUGAUGGAAAAAAAUGUUUUCUCGAGCUUUUAAUCAGAAUCAGAAUACUUUAUUAAUUCCUGAGGAAAUAAUGUAAUAAAAUUAGGAGAUAAAAGGAGGAAAACUCAAUCAACGGAUUCGGAAAAAAGACAUUUACUGAGGUUUUUGUUGAUUAAAGUCUGACAUUAAAGAACAGCAGAGAUAUUUGGUUCAUAUGUUCUGACCUGUUAUUAAAUAUAAAGAUACCAAAUAAGAUGCUGGAAAAAAACUGUAAUAAACACAUGUUAAGUUCACAGCAUUGCUUCAAGGGUUGUGACAGUGUAACUCUUGGAUGUUGGUAAUUACAACAAUUACAAUUACAAUUACAACAAAGAAAGAAGGAUGGGCAGGACAAUAAAAAUGAAUAAAUCAUUUUAGGAUUUUUUUUUUCUAAUAGUCUUAAAAAUAUCAUCUGCAACCAGCUAAUGCUUUGUGUUCUUGUUUUAUUUAUCAAGAAAAUAUGACCAAAGAAUUUGAAAUGACUAAGAUCUAAGCUAAUUUUAACUUUUAUUUUUCUAUCUAUCAAGUAUUUUUGAUUAUAUUAGAUUAGAUCAGCUGCUCUGGCUUCACAUGGAAGCCCUGCUCAAACCCAGGACCUCCACUGACUUUCGCUUUUUUCCUGCAGCUUAAUACUGAACACAGAAGGCCUUUUUUUCUAUUUCUGUGGUUUAUAAUUCUGUUUCAGUUUAAUUAAUCCAUCCAUCUGCAUCCGCUUUAUCCGAGGCCGGGUCGCGGGGGCAGCAGCCUAAGCAGAGAAUCCCAGACGUCCCUCUCCCCAGCCACCUCCACCAGCUUUUCCGGGGGAACACCAAGGCGUUCCCAGGCCAGCUGAGAGAAAUAAUCUCUCCAGUUGUUAGGUUUUUGUAAUGUUGAUUGUCAUUUAUGCUUAUGAAUAUUUAACCAUAUAUGCUGAGAGGUGUAUAAUCGAUUGUGUAGUGAUAGGAUGUGUGAU
Oreochromis niloticus (Nile tilapia) is the source of this 3477-nucleotide messenger RNA. Its product is annotated as GTPase IMAP family member 8-like. The transcript has 2 exons. The record is from RefSeq and is a predicted model, not a curated record. NCBI's taxonomy places the organism in Eukaryota, Metazoa, Chordata, Actinopteri, Cichliformes, Cichlidae. Gene Ontology annotation, molecular function: GTP binding. The coding region runs from base 40 to 2211 and encodes 723 amino acids.